AUGGCGAGUUUGGUUGAGAGGCUGCGCGUUCGCUCAGAUCGGCGGCCAAUUUACAAUCUAGAUGAUUCAGAUGACGAGUCUGAUUUUCUGAAGAAAAAAUCCGGGACUGAUCCUUCGUCGGGCAAAUUUGAGAAAUUUGAACGGCCUGAUGCGAAGGAUGACUCAUGCCAAGCUUGUGGAGAAGAUAAAGAUCUUUUGAGCUGCGAAACAUGUACUUAUUCAUACCAUCCCAAGUGUUUGCUGCCCCCUCUGAGAAGUCCUUUCCCUAGCAGUUGGAAAUGUCCAGAAUGUGUUGGGCAUCUCAAUGAGCUCGAAAAAAUACUCGACUGUGAGGUGCGGCCACAUGCUGCAAAUGACAGUGAUGCGUCUACACUGGGAUCGAAUCAAGUUUUCAUGAAACAUUAUUUAAUAAAGUGGAAAGGAUUGUCCUACCUCCACUGCUCAUGGGUACCUGAGACAGAAUUUGUAAAGGCGUAUAAGUCGAAUCCCCGUUUAAGAACAAAAGUGAACAACUUUCACAGACAAGCUUCUUCAUCAACCAACGGCGAGGAUGAUUAUGUUGCUAUCAGACCAGAUUGGACAACGGUGGAUCGGAUUAUUGCUUGCAGGGAAGUAGAUGAAGGAAAAGAAUAUUUUGUGAAAUGGAAGGAGCUUUCAUAUGAUGAAUGCUCCUGGGAGUUGGAAUCAAGCAUUGCGUCAUUCCACAAAGAAAUUGAGAAGUUCAACAAAAUGCAGUCUCGACAUAAAAAGGGAUCUGCAGAAAAACAAAAAAGUGAUUUUCUUGAUUCCAUGGAUUUGAAGAAAAAACAGAAAGAGUUUCAACAAUAUGAAAAGAGCCCUGAGUUUCUCUCUGGAGGUUCAUUGCAUCCAUAUCAGCUUGAAGGGUUGAACUUCUUGCGUUUUUCUUGGUCCAAGCAGACACAUGUGAUACUUGCGGAUGAGAUGGGACUUGGUAAAACAAUACAGAGCAUUGCCUUUUUAGCAUCCCUUUUUGAGGAAAGUUUGUAUCCUCAUCUUGUGGUAGCUCCUCUAUCAACAUUGAGGAACUGGGAACGUGAAUUUGCCACAUGGGCUCCUCAACUGAAUGUUGUAAUGUAUGUUGGCACUGCCCAAGCACGGACAGUCAUCCGAGAUUAUGAGUUUUUCUAUCCCAAAAGUGACAAGAAGAGCAAGAAAAAGAAAUCUGGUCAAACAAUCAGUGAAAGCAAACAAGAUAGGAUAAAAUUUGAUGUCCUCUUGACAUCUUAUGAAAUGAUCAACAUGGACUCAUCAUCAUUGAAACCCAUUAAGUGGGAGUGCAUGAUUGUCGAUGAAGGCCAUCGUCUUAAAAACAAGGAUUCAAAGCUGUUUUCUUCUCUGAAACAGUACUCUAGCAGACAUCGUGUCCUCUUGACUGGAACCCCUCUUCAGAACAACUUGGAUGAACUUUUCAUGCUUAUGCACUUUCUUGAUGCUGGGAAGUUUGGAAGUUUAGAAGAUUUCCAGGAGGAGUUCAAGGAUAUCAAUCAAGAGGAACAGAUAUUGAGGCUUCAUAAGAUGUUGGCCCCUCAUCUACUGAGGAGGGUGAAGAAAGAUGUCAUGAAAGAAUUACCUCCUAAAAAGGAAUUAAUUUUGCGUGUUGAAUUGAGUAGCCUGCAAAAAGAGUACUACAAAGCUAUAUUAACUCGUAAUUAUCAGAUACUAACUCGCAAGGGAGGAGCUCAGAUUUCUCUUAUUAACGUGGUCAUGGAACUCCGCAAGCUCUGUUGUCAUCCCUUUAUGUUGGAAGGAGUUGAGCCAGAAGAUCCUAAUGAGUUCAACAAGCAAUUCUUGGAAGCUUCAGGAAAAUUACAACUUUUGGACAAGAUGAUGGUGAAACUUAGAGAGCAGGGCCACCGAGUUCUGAUAUAUACUCAAUUUCAGCAUAUGUUGGACUUACUAGAAGAUUACUGUAAUCAUAAGAAAUGGCAAUACGAAAGGAUUGAUGGUAAAGUAGGUGGAGCAGAAAGACAAAUUCGAAUAGACAGGUUUAAUGCUAAGAAUUCAUCAAGGUUUUGUUUUCUGUUAUCCACUAGAGCUGGAGGCAUUGGAAUAAACCUCGCUACUGCAGACACCGUAAUCAUAUAUGAUAGUGACUGGAAUCCUCACGCAGAUCUUCAGGCAAUGGCAAGAGCUCAUCGCCUUGGUCAAACCAAUAAGGUAAUGAUCUACAGGCUCAUAACACGAGGAACAAUUGAAGAAAGAAUGAUGCAGAUGACUAAAAAAAAAAUGGUUUUGGAGCAUCUAGUUGUAGGGAAGCUCAAAACACAAAACAUUAAUCAGGAAGAGCUAGAUGACAUCAUACGGUACGGUUCACAGGAGCUGUUUGCUGAUGAUAAUGAUGAAUUGGUAAAAUCUCGACAAAUUCGUUAUGAUGAUACGGCAAUUGACAGAUUGCUUAAUCGUGAACAAAUUGGAGAAGAAGAGGCUUCAUUGGAAGAUGAAGAGGAGGAUGGAUUUCUGAAAGCCUUUAAGGUAGCUAACUUUGAGUAUGUAGAAGAAGCAGGACGGACAGAGGAAGACACUCCUGUAGCACCAGAGGAAAUUAAAAUGUCAGUAAACAAUUUUGAACGAGCAAACUACUGGGAAGACCUGUUACGUGAUAAGUAUGAAGUGCACAAGGUUGAAGAAUUUAAUUCUAUGGGCAAAGGAAAGAGAAGCCGCAAACAGAUGGUAUCUGUCGAAGAAGAUGAUCUUGCUGGUUUGGAAGAUGUGAGUACUGAUGGGGAAGAUGAUAACUAUGAAGCUGAUUUAACUGAUAAUGAAGCAGUUUCAACUGGAGCUGCAUCUACUAGAAGACCUUACAGAAAAAGAACUCGUGAUGCUUCCGAAAAACUUCCUUUGAUGGAGGGAGAAGGGAAAUACUUGCGAGUAUUGGGGUUUAAUCAUGCUCAGAGGGCUAUUUUCGUUCAGCUUUUUAUGAGGUUUGGAACGUCAAGAAAUGGUUGGGGGGAAUAUGAGAAACGCCUAAAGCAGAAGACUCCCGAGGAAAUUAAAGAGUAUGGGAUGCUUUUCGUGAAGCACUUAGCCGAAGGAGAGAGUGGUUCACCCACAUUUUCAGAUGGUGUGCCCAAAGACGGACUAAGAGUAGAUGAUGUACUUGUCAGGUUGGGAACACUAUCACUCAUCAGGGACAAAUUGGAGGCUUUGUCAAAGGGUUCUGUCCUUUUCACGGAUGAUAUUUUAUCGCGCUACCCAGGACUGAAAGGAGGAAGGUUUUGGAAGGAGCACCAUGAUCGGGUGCUGCUGCAAGCAGUAAGGAAACACGGUUUUGGAAGAUGGCAAGCAAUUGUUGACGACAAGGAAUUGAAUAUACAAGAAGUUAUCUGCCAAGAGCUGAAUCUUCCUUUUGUCAAUACCCCUGGCAUAGGAGCUCCAUCACAGAAUUCUGCUUCAGCAACUUCUCAGGCACCAGCCUCUACUUCUGGUGUUUCUCAACUGCAUAUUCCUACUUCUGGUUCAUCUGAAUCACAAAAUGGUAUCAACUUGGAACAUGUUGAAGCCCCUGGAAAGGAAACUACUGAUGCCGGAGCAGAUGUUACGCACGGAGCCCUUAAUAACAGUACUGGCCGAGCGCAACUUGUGCAAGAUCAGACAGUGAUGUUUCAUUUUAGGGAGAUGCAGAGAAGACAAGUUGAAUUUAUUAAGAAAAGGGUGCUACUUUUAGAGAAGGGGCUUGUGGCGGAAUUCGAGAAAAUAUAUUCUGAUAGUGAAAGCGAAGACGACGUUGCAAACAAUGAUAUAGGGCACAAGGCCACAGAGGUAAAGAAUUCGAGUUUUAAGGCAUCAGAUCCCGCAAUGGUUGCGCAAUUUCCUCAAGUUGAAACAAUUUCUCCUGGAGAAAUUUCAGCAUUUUCUUGCGACAAAGACACACAUCGACUUGAUAUGGCCAGGCUGUAUAAUGAGAUUAACAUAAUAACCUCAGAUAAUGCCUCAGCAGAUGCAGCUCCAAGUUUGAAACUAAAGAGGAAUCUCGAAACCCUUGAAACAUUUAAUCAAGAGAUUAACAAAAUACUCUCACCAGUCCAGCAGAUUUCUCCUCUGGCAGGGGCCGUGCCUCAAGUUGCACCAACUCAGAGCGGUCAACAAGUCGGCAACUUGGCUGGAGGAUCAUCAUCAAAUGGAGCAACUGUUGAUGUCGAGAUGAAGGAUAGCACCUGA
Molecule: messenger RNA, 4179 nt
Organism: Striga hermonthica
Lineage: Eukaryota; Viridiplantae; Streptophyta; Magnoliopsida; Lamiales; Orobanchaceae
Source: the annotation of a GenBank genome assembly